UGUGUCUCCAUCUUCGCAACUGGUACUCGAAACACCAAGUCCCAGGAAAAAAAAAAACCGGUGGAGAUCAUGUGACCACGAGCCAAGAUUAUUCACCCUCAUAGAAAGAAGCAAGUCAAUCAACGUAACUACAUGUACAUACAAAAGAGGUAUCAAUACAUCCUCUGGAGUUCACCAGGAAUGACAUCACUUGGAUAUUGUGCCUCGGGUUACAUAUGAAGCCAUUCAACACAUUUCCCCGAAAACAACAUCUUACGUUCUGACGUCAAUGGCAGUUUAGCCCUCCUACUGGCGCAAAUCAUCUUAAAUAUACAUCUAUACUUUUUUUUAACUACACCAACAACCACUCAGUAUCAAUAACUUCUCAUAGUCUAAGCUUAACCCAACCAAACCAGGCUUUGCUGAUUAUUACAUCACAACCCUCAACAUGUCCGAACAACCUGGGCCUAGGACAGCCCCAUUCUAUCCCAUCCCGUCUCGUCGCAUCGUCACUGUUGAGCACCCGGCAAUUAUCAAGAAUGUCGAUAAAGCCAUCGACACACUCCAGGGUAGCACGGGGAUCUCCAAGAUCCUAAACCCUCCAAAAGCCGAUACCCCGGCUCAUCUCCACCUUCGACCAGAGGAUGCAAUGUCAAGACCUGUCCAAUCAACCAGCUUGCCAUCUAACAACAUCCUCCUAAAGGUGACCGUGCCCAGACGGACCGGUCGUAAGCGUAAGAGAGGAUCAGAUGAGCCGUUCACGGGUGUCCCCGUCUCGACGCUUGGCCCUGAGUUUCAGCCUCGGCGCAGCGCAAAGGAGCUCAUGCGGAGCUUGCGCGACAAUGUUGGCAGAUAUCAGAUUGAGCCGGUCGGUCUUGUGAACCGGACGCAUGUGUUUCGAGGGAUGCCGGACUUUGUCUUCUCAAGUACCGGUAGUUCCUUCGCCAAUCGGUUUCGGGAGCAGAUUCUGCCUUUUGAUUAUGAGAAGAUGAAGCAAUUCAAUCUGGACAUGGCAAAAGGCAUAUCAUCACAUGUCGAUAUCAUCCCACCUCCAUCUUUCAGCCAGGGAGACAUCCCAUUCACCUACGCUUACCGGCAAAACCAAGCAGUCCGCCAAUCGAUCGACUCAUCAGGCAACAUAACAACAGUCAACACACAAAAGCCCACAAAAGUCCUAACGCACUUAGUCUCCUACGACGUCCCGGAAGUACCCAGCAAACCAAACGAAAACACCCCACCCCUAGAAACCCAAGACGCCACCCUCCGAGAAACAGUAUCCAUCAUCCGAGACCUCUUCGACAAGCGGCCAGCCUGGACCCGUCGCGGACUCCGCAACAACCUCAGCACAAUCGAACAGCGAUACGCCCUCCGGCACGCAAUCCCCUACGUAGGCUACAUCAUGCGGUCCGGACCCUGGCGCGACGCAAUCAUCAAAUUCGGGCACGACCCGCGCACAUCCCCAGACUACCGUGCCUACCAAACAGUCAUGUUCCGAAUCCUGCCCAAGGAAGCGGAUGUCGCGCGCGACGGCUACGCGGGACGCCGUCACGCGGUGCCCCGACUCAACGAACCGGUCCCGGUGGAUCCCUCUACCGAUCUGAAAUCAGAUACGCACAUCUUCAAAGGCCAGCUGCCACUACCGCUCGACGGCCGGAUGUGGAUGUUCUGCGAUAUCACCGAUCCUCUGCUGAGAAAUAUCGUGUUCCCGGAGGAAGAGGCGCCCGAGUUUAUCCGCGAGACAUGCGACACAGUCAGCGAUGGGUGGUAUGGGAGUGGGACGCUCGCGAAACUGAAACUGAUCAUGCGUCAUAAGAUCCUCGGGCUCAUUGAGGAGCGGAUUCCCGAUGAUCAGGACUUUGCGCGGAUUCUACGUUUCCCGGAUUAUGCGACGCCGGAGAAUGUCAAUACGGCGUUUACGCUGGAUGCUAGCGUUGUAUCGACCAAGGAACUGACUAUGGCGACGGAGAUUCGGGCGAUGAUUAAGGGGACGCCGUCGUGGAGGGAGUCGACGAAUCAGGGACAGGAGCAGGAUGCGACGGCGAAGCGUGGGAAGGGUGCUGCGGGUCGGCGAGUGCAGUGGCGGGAUACGGCGGGCGAGGAGGAGAGUGAAGGUGAAGAGGAGGCUAUUGAGAAGCAGGAGAUUUUAGAAGCAGCUGUGGAUGAGGUUAUGGAAGCCGCUACAACUGGUGGAGAUGAUGACGGAAAUGAUGACCUGGGAGAAUCGGACGGGGGAGAGGAGAUCGAGGAACUGAGACCUCAGCGCAAGUCAGGAAGUCGGCGAUGAUUAUACUUGAAACAUUCAUGUUGGCUUUUAUCAAAAGCACACACACACUUAAUUAAACUUAUUCAAUUGUUUAGCUGGAUGUAUGUACAUCAUAAGACAUCAGAGACGUGACACGUUCUCGCUCAUAAGCACAGGCAUAGCAUCGUUCAACGGAAUGAUAGAUAUAAAGCCAGAUAAAGCCAACGAGAUAAGAAAUAUUAUACUAGUCAAGACAUUGUAGAAAGGACGGAGUUUGCACUCUUCUGUGCGUAGUUAUUCAGUAGGAACAAAUGAGAGCUGGAACAAGUCACAGUCGGCUGGUCAUCAAGACCAGAGAUAAUAAUAUAGACAAAAAAAAAUGAAAGUAAUCCAAAAGGGUAUUGAAUAUAACAAUGCAAAAAAAAAAAAAAAAA
Molecule: messenger RNA, 2655 nt
Organism: Aspergillus caelatus
Lineage: Eukaryota; Fungi; Ascomycota; Eurotiomycetes; Eurotiales; Aspergillaceae
Product: transcription factor TFIIIC subunit TFC1
Exons: 5
Coding region: 428-2263 (611 amino acids)
Biological process (GO): transcription initiation at RNA polymerase III promoter
Cellular component (GO): transcription factor TFIIIC complex
Source: RefSeq, a predicted model, not a curated record